AUGUGGUGUCAGGUGUUCUUCGUGGUGUUGGCGAGUCUGGGAUGCUUAACCAAGGUGUAUGCGGAAUUUACUUUUGACGGUCCCUUUUCCCAUGAGGUGUUGAUAGGCGGUUUGGCUGACCUGCCCUGCUACAUAAGCAAAGAUGCGAAGCGUCUUGUUCUUACCGCGUUUAGUGGCUCUGGCGGUCAUCGCUAUUCGCUGCGGUGGAUCCAUCGACGUUGGGACCGCGUUGUCGACCCGUGGAGUGGCGACGGACGUCGCACUUAUCUUGAAAUGAGCGUCUCACAGAGCUCCGAUGGCAUAGCUGAGUCCAUGGGGAUCUUCAAGAUCCCCUUGACAUCUGGGGUGGGACUACGUGUUCUCGCCGCGAACCCCUCCGAUGCCGGUCAGUACGCCUGCCUCCUCUCUAAACGCACCUUCGACCAGGGACUCUCCGUGGACAUGAAAAAUGCCACCCUCCUCUCCAUCCACUCCGUUCGGGUUACUGAGGCCAAGAGCUUUGGCAGGGAAGAGGGGAGUACUGAUUCAACAAAGUCAAAGGCGGUGGUGGCUCAUUCAAAGAAGGAACUCAAAAAUAAUGAUGAAAAGGGAACUUUCUUUGAUGCUUGGACUUGGCAGAUAGAUUCUUCCACGAAUCACGGUCCUGAUACGACAAUUUUUAAGAUCGAUUGCUACGCGGACAUUCCCCUGGUGGGUCUCAUUCUGCGAGGCACUGAUGUCAGCAUGGUGCGGGUGGGCUGGAAAUUCACUCCCCGCGGAAGGCCCAUCUCGGGCGAGACAAUGAUUACCACCGACGAGGCAUGGGACUUACUAGCUUCGGAACGCCUCUGCCACCCUGAGGAGAGCCAGUUGUGUGAGGGCGACGGUAGCGCUGGAGCGGCAGAGACGACAGUGGACAGGUCGGAGAGAUCCUGGGACCUCCACUCGGCACUGCACGAGGCCACGGAGCAUCUGUGGAAGGCUCGCUGGCUCCGUGUCGCCCCAGAAACCGCUUUCGGUUCAGGCACUUGGCAGUGCUGGCUCGAGGGACCCAAUCUAUUUAAAAAUGAAUCCACAGGAGAACGUCAAAGCAAGGUAAAAGGGUUUGAGAUAUUGACGGCCGUCUCCCACCCUCGUGACUUCAGUAGUGGUGGCUUGGAUGUGUCGACGAAUCUUUCCACACCCCGUUAA
Molecule: messenger RNA, 1170 nt
Organism: Echinococcus granulosus
Lineage: Eukaryota; Metazoa; Platyhelminthes; Cestoda; Cyclophyllidea; Taeniidae
Exons: 3
Coding region: 1-1170 (389 amino acids)
Source: RefSeq, a predicted model, not a curated record